AUGGUAGUCAUUGGUAUAGUGAUUGGUGUCGGCGGAAAAAUAUUUUAUGAUCUUAUCGUCCAAUACUUUGCUGACAUCAUGAUAAUUCCACAACAACAACAACAUGCACCAGCACCACCACCACAGCCACCACAACAACAACAACAACAACAUGCAGCAGCACCACCACCACCACAACAACAACAUAUUCAUCAUCGUCAUCGUGGUGAAGGAGAUGGAAGAUAA
Rotaria sordida is the source of this 225-nucleotide messenger RNA. NCBI's taxonomy places the organism in Eukaryota, Metazoa, Rotifera, Eurotatoria, Philodinida, Philodinidae. The record is from the annotation of a GenBank genome assembly.